Molecule: messenger RNA, 751 nt
Organism: Chaetomium strumarium
Lineage: Eukaryota; Fungi; Ascomycota; Sordariomycetes; Sordariales; Chaetomiaceae
Exons: 2
Coding region: 1-534 (177 amino acids)
Biological process (GO): translation
Cellular component (GO): ribosome; mitochondrion
Molecular function (GO): structural constituent of ribosome
Source: RefSeq, a predicted model, not a curated record
AUGGCGCAACCGGCGGCCCAAGCGGCCAAGUCCGCGUUCAGGAAAUUCAGAGAGCUUCACGGCGUAGUAAUAUCCGCCGGACUAAUGGAUAAAACGGUCAAAGUGCGGGUAGGCGGGCAAAAAUGGAAUUCCUUCGUCAAGAAGUUCUUCGAUGAUCCCAAAACUCACCUCGUCCACGACCCCAACAAUUCCCUCCGCCUAGGCGAUGUCGUCGCCAUCACACCCGGGUGGCGCGUCUCCAAGUCUAAGCGGCACGUGGUCAAGCACAUCAUUGCGCCCGGGUCAGGCGUGCCCAUCGACGGCCGGCCGCCCAUCCCAACCGAGGAGGAGCGAUAUGCUGAAAAGGAUGCCAAGCGCGCGGCAAAGGAUGAGAGGCGGAGCAUGAAGAGAAUGGCGGAGCGGGUUGAGGCCCAACUGGGCGUUGCCGAGAUGCUCUUAAGGAGAGCGCGGAAGGAGUUCGCGCUACGAGCGAGGUUAAUGGGGGCUAGCGUGGAUGGCGGCCAGCUUGGAACAGGGGCUGGGACGCAACAAUGAAGACGAAAUGGGAAGAAAUGUGAGACGCCUAUUUGGCGCCUGGUCCCCCCGAGCGGGAGCGGACGGAAGUCGCGCGCUGUGUACAAAUCCAAGAGGUGUGGAAGAUCACCCGUGUAUCUGUAUCAAGAAGCCAUGUAUGUAACAUGCAAAGAGAGCAUCGACAGGCGUCCUGAAUAGCGUUCUCGAGGACGACAGCCAGUGAGAAAAAGCCUUUCCG